CGUAAUGACGUUUAGUGAGGAAAAACAGCGUAAACACUAGUUGAGCGUCUACAUUACGCUACCUGUGAUGAUUGACAGCUGUCAGAACCUUCAUUCACAGCAAAGGUUGUGGGGUUUUGCGGGAUUAUUCACGCAAACUGUGGCAGAUGACGAAAACAGCUUACCGGCGACUAGCAUUAGAGCAAACACAGUGCAGAAGUAGCUCAUGCUAACCAAUGCUGUGCAUUUGUUGUGUUUGAGUUUCUUCAGGGUUCAGACAGAAACACACUGACUGACCAUGAGCGCUGAGACUCAUGUGAAGGACAUCAAACCUGGACUCAAAAACCUCAAUGUCAUCUUCAUCGUGCUGGAAACAGGACGAGUGACGAAGACUAAAGACGGUCAUGAGGUUCGCACCUGUAAAGUGGCCGACAAAACGGGCAGCAUCAGCAUCUCCGUUUGGGACGAGGUCGGAGGACUCAUUCAGGCUGGUGACAUCAUCAGACUAACCAAAGGUUACGCCUCUGUUUUUAAAGGCUGUUUGACGUUAUACACUGGACGAGGAGGUGAACUACAGAAGAUUGGAGAAUUCUGCAUGGUGUAUUCUGAGGUGCCAAACUUUAGCGAGCCAAAUCCAGAAUAUUUGACCCAGACAAAUAAAACGGGAUUGAACGACCAGAGCAACAUGAACAGCAGCACUGGAGCCACAACAGGUACAGACACUCCUAAUGGAAACGGAGUGAAUUCUCAAGCAUCUGGCAACUCUAGUAAUCCACAGUCUUCUGGACGAGCAAACAGUGGAAAUGGCAACCGCUCGACACCGAGUCCUGCUGCGGGAGGAACUUCAGUCAGCAAUGGCAAGGAGACACGGCGGACACUCAAAAGAUGAUUUACAGUAAUAAUAGAGCAAUACGUACGGCUGAAGUCAGAAUUAUUAACCCCCUGUUUAUUUUUUUUCCACCCAAUUUCUGUUUAGCGGAGAGCAGAUUUUCUCAACACAAUUCUAAACAUAAUAGUUUUAAUAACUCAUU
Messenger RNA from Danio rerio (zebrafish), 1010 nucleotides. Lineage: Eukaryota; Metazoa; Chordata; Actinopteri; Cypriniformes; Danionidae. The record is from RefSeq and is a predicted model, not a curated record.